Molecule: messenger RNA, 1779 nt
Organism: Orbilia oligospora ATCC 24927
Lineage: Eukaryota; Fungi; Ascomycota; Orbiliomycetes; Orbiliales; Orbiliaceae
Exons: 5
Coding region: 1-1779 (592 amino acids)
Biological process (GO): transmembrane transport; carbohydrate transport
Cellular component (GO): membrane
Molecular function (GO): carbohydrate:proton symporter activity
Source: RefSeq, a predicted model, not a curated record
AUGUCAAACUCUAGUUCGAAAGCAGCAAACGAAUUUGAUUUCGGUUUCGAGGAUAGUAGGCGACGAUCAACAAUGGGUCGACAAGACGAAUCUCAAGUCUACUACCAGGAGCGGGAAUCGUGGGGGAAUAACAGCAACCAGGACCAGACUUCUGAUCGUUGGCGAAGAACAUAUGUGUCGAACGAGACUACGACAGUGAAUGAGCAGUUCGAAUAUGCACCUUCACAACAUGAGGGUCAAGUCACAACAGUAGCUAACAUUGGUUUGGCUGAUGCCUUGCUGGCCACAAAACCUUCGCCAUGGACAUCAUCCAUGUUAAAGUUGUACACUUUUCUGCUGGUGGCUUUCUUAAACUCAUGCAUCAACGGCUAUGACGGAUCGUUGAUGAGUGGUAUUAAUGUCAUGCCCUACUACCAAAGGUAUUUCGGAAUGGAAAAGGAAGGUGUACAGACUGGCUUGGUCUUUUCCAUUUACACCAUUGGUAACAUCGUUGGCUCUUUCUUCGCCGGACCAUUCACAGAUUGGUGGGGCCGAAGAUGGGGGAUGUUCAUUGGUGCCUCCAUCAUCAUUCUCGGCACUUGUGUUCAAGCUCCAGCCACCACAAAGGCUAUGUUUAUUGGUGGUAGAUUCGUCCUUGGUUUCGGUGUCGCGAUUACCUCCACAGCGGGCCCCUCGUAUGUGGCUGAGAUGGCUCACCCAGCCUGGAGAGGUACACUUACGGGUCUCUACAAUACCUUUUGGUUCGUUGGUGGUAUCCCUGCCACUUGGACUUUGUACGGAACGAAUAAGAUUCAAAGCGAUCUGUCCUGGAGACUUCCUAUUUGGCUUCAAGCUGUCGCCUCUGGCCUUGUAGUCCUCGGCGCCCUCUUCUGCCCAGAAACUCCUCGCUGGUUGAUUUCUAAUGACCGCCACGAAGAAGCCAUCCAGGUCCUCACCAAGUACCACGGAAAUGGUGACCGCAACUCUCCAAUCGUUCUUCUCGAGUAUCGAGAGAUGAUGGAGGAAAUCUUUACUGAAGGUUCCGACAAACGUUGGUGGGAUUACUCCGAGUUGGUCAAUACCAGGCCAGCGCUUUGGAGAAUGUCCUGCGUUAUUGGAAUGGCCAUGUUCUCUCAGCUCUCUGGUAACGGUCCAGUGUCAUACUUUAUGCCAAUCCUGCUCGAAAAUCUCGGAAUCAAGGAUGUCAAGACACAACUCAUGUACAACGCUGUUCUCAACGUUCUAUCCUUCUUCGUGGCUACGAUUGGUGCUCGCUUCACAGAUGGUCUUGGACGAAGACCCGUUCUCUUAAUCGGAACAUCCCUCUUCGUUUUUAUCUGGACUAUGAUUACUGUACUCACAGGUCUUUAUGGUACAUCAGGAGAACAAAACGAGGCAGGUGGUCGGGCAGCCAUUGCUUUCAUCUAUCUCUUCGGUAUCACAUAUUCAUUUGCCUACACUCCACUUCAAGCUUUGUAUCCCGUCGAGUGUUUGUCAUACGAAACUCGAGCCAAGGGUAUGGGUAUCUACAAUCUGGCAGUCAACAUCGCAGGUGUUAUCAAUACUUUCGUCAUCCCAGUUGCUUUCAAGGAAAUCGGAUACAAGCUUUACUUCCUUUACAUCGGUUGGGAUUUCUUUGAGGUUAUCUGCAUCUACUUUAUCUUCGUCGAGACCAAAGACCGCACUCUCGAAGAAAUCAGUGAGAUCUUCGACGCUCCCUAUCCAAAGCAAAAAUCUCUACAGAAGCACAUCAUUGUCAUCACCGACAGAGGUAUCCUGGACAAAGGAUACGAUCAGUGA